CUCCUCCUGCCAGGGCUUACUUGGGUGACAUCCCCCUACACCUCCAAACUGAGCACAUCCAGCUCAGCCCCUCCUCAUGGGAAGUCCAGUCCCAUCAUAAUCAUCACAUUAUCUCCUUGCAUGGAGAUAAAGCCCAUCUGCACACAUCUUCAGGGAACCCUGGAGCAGAGGGGUGGGACAGGGGUGACCUCCAGUUGCCCCUUCCAUCUUAUACCAUCCUGUGAUCAACAUCACAGCUCCUGGCCUGAUCUGUUCCAGUAUGCCCAUACCUCAUACUGGGAGCCCAGUGUCCCCAGUGCAAAGGGGAGGGCUCAGACCUGUGAAAGAUUCUCUGACCAUGGCACCCAGGAAGCUGAGGGUUAGUUUGCCAGUGGCACUGGCCCAUGGCCAGCUCAGUGCUGCCAGGUUCCUGGACAGGGCUCCUGCUCUCUGAGGUGCCCAGGCUGGGGYAUGUGGGGCUGCUGGCCCUUAGGGACCUGGCUGACCUUGGGGGAAGGAGCUGAACCUGUUUACUGCCCCUGAUGCAAUCCCACUGCAAUCUGUGGUGCAAAGCCAUCGGCUCCAAGGGGAGGAUCUGCUGAAUGGAGCCCGUCUCUGGGUACAGGGGCUGUGGCAAUAGAGGUGAGAGGGGUCCUGUGGGGUAGYAGCCCCCAUGAGCCCUGGCAGCGGCUUCCCCUGCCCAGCUGAGGGAACCGGUAAGGGCAGCAGUUGUCAUCACUGGUGCUGCCCUGUGGGGCUCUGCCAAGCCGUGCUACUUCCAGCCCUUGCUGGGGCUCUGCCAGAGGAAUGACCUGGCUGUGCCCCUGGAGCUGUGCCCCUUGCCCUGUGGCAGUCACAAGCCCGGUGCUGAGAUGCUGCUGCCAGCCAGAGCAGUGCAGGCAGGGUGGGCRCUGGCUCCUGCUGAUGGCAUCUCCGGAUCCCCAGGCUCCAGGGAGACCUUGCAGCCCCUUCCAGUGCCUCAAGGGGCUCCAAGAGAGCUGGAGAGACUUUGGACCAGAGCCUGAAGUAACAAGAGGGACUGGCUUCCCUCUGCUAGAGAGCAGGAUGAGGUGGAGUAUUGGAGAUACUACAGACUCCCAGGUCUGCUGUUCUCCCAGAGUGCAGCCCACUGCCACACAUUCACCCAAAGGCUGUCCCACUYUUCUGCACAGGGACUGGCAGAGCCCCCAUGUCUCUAGCAGAGGUGCCAGCUUCUCCCACAGGGCUGGCAGCAUCCCUGGCUCAGCUGGAAGUGUCUUCAUCCCUCACCACGUUGGUGUGUUCCACCGGCCUGGGCCCCGUCCCAGUCCUGGGUGAAAAAUGGUUGAAGAAGAGAGGUUCAGAGGUGAGCUGAAGGUCUUCUUGGGGCACCUGGCUCCAGCUUGCUGCUGUGGUGCCGACAGUGCUGCAUGACAGGAUCGCAGUGCGCUGUCCCGGCCGGCACAGCCUCGCCAUAAACCUGCUGGUCAGCCAGGGRGCCGAUAAGAGUGGGGCUAAAGUCCAACAGGUCCUGAGGAACACAUUCCAGCCCGGGACUCACGGUGGUGCCUCUCUCAGCUCUCUCACCGUCGCGGUGGCCGGGAUGGCUUCAGGCAGGCAGGCGAUGCUGGUCCUCCUGGUGCUGCUGGCCAGAACCGUCCUCCCCAGCGGGUCCGUGGUCGUCAACAGCUGCAGCGGCGCGGCUGAGCAGCUCUGCAACUUCAUCUGUGACUGCAGCGACUGCUCGGACGAGAACCAGUGUGGGUACCUGCGGGACUCAGCAGUGCUGGGCACCCCCUUCACCUGUGACUUCGAGGACAGCGACUGUGGCUGGCAGGAUGUGGGCACCUCAACAUAUGGAUGGGUGCGGGGCCGGGCCAGCCUGGCCACGUGGGGCAUGGGGUCUCACUCAGACCACACCGUGGGCACUGACCUGGGCUGGUUCUUGGUCACCGUGUUCCCCCCAGMAAAGACCACAGCCACGGCCUGGCUYAGGUCACCAGAGAUGCAGGAAGCAGCUGCCACAUGUGAGAUCAGAGCCUGGUACCAACUCUCAGGGAGCUGUGAGRGCACCCAAGGGCUGAACCAGACAGAACGGCCUGUGCUGCGCCUGGCCCUGGCACACAAGGACGAGGUGGUGGGGCUGUGGCAGAGCCCCGAGCACAGCACUGAGGGCUGGCACCAACUGGUUGCCUACCCAGGCAGRAUCACAGAGCAGUUCCAGCUCAUCUUCUCCCUGACACAACCUCCCACCUGCGGGGCAGAGGUGGCACUCGAUGACAUCAUGUUCAGGAAYUGUGGCUUGCCAGAGGCCGGGCAGCAGGUCUGCAGAGCCCAGGAGAGGAACUGCCGCCACGGCUCCUGCCUGGCACAGCAUCGCUUCUGUGACGGCACCGACGACUGCGGGGACGGCUCGGACGAGGGCGCAGAGCAGUGCAAGAACUUCACCCAUUGCUCCUUCGACCAUGAUCUCUGUGGCUGGGUGCCGGUGGCUGGGGCACCAGUAUGGGGCAGGAACAUGAGCCUGAACCUGGGCACCUCAUAUGGCAUCCCCACUCGGGACCACAGCAACAACAGCAGGACAGGUUUUUUUCUCCACGUGGGCAGUGGCAGCACCGCUCAGCUCAGCAGCCCCACUUUCCGAGCCACCAACUCCUGUUCUCUCGUGCUGUACUGCCACCUUCAUGGCUCGGCCACCAGCAGCCUCAGCAUCUCCUACAUGACUAACUCCACCAAGCACCUGAUGAGGGAGAGGACAGGAGACCUGGGCAACUUCUGGGUCCGGGAGAGAGUGGACUUCARUGUGACAGGGCCCUUCAAGGUGCUGAUCGAGGGGGUGGCUGGCAGCAGCGGGACCGUGGCCAUCGAUGACCUGAUCCUGUCUCAGGGCUGUGUGAAGGAGCAGGGGCCCUUUUACCACCACUCUCCAUCCUGGGCUGUUUCACCAGCAGAGAAGCCUCCGGUCAUGCUGCCAAGCUGGGCAGGUGCCAGCCCCUGCUCAGCAGAGGAGGUGGCCUGUGACAGCGGGGACUGCAUUUCAGCAGAGCUGGCCUGCGACUUUGCUGACACGUGCGCUGAUGGCUCCGACGAGAAGCRCUGCGGGACAACMACCUUCGAGUCAGGGGCCGGGGGCUGGCACGAUGUCAGUGUGGGUCGGCUGCGCUGGGGUGUGCAGAGAGUCACUGAGCCUGACGCCUUCCUCACAGGCACUUUCCUGGCCCUCCAGACAGGAGAAGGACAGAUGGUGGGUCCGGCAAAGGCACAGACACCUCCACUGGGCCCCUCUGGCCCUGCCUGCACCAUGGAGAUGAGCUACCACAUCCACAGUGACCCCCAAGGCUUCCUCGCUGUCAGCGUCACAGAUCACACCACUGACACCACCCAGCUGGCCUGGCACACACARGGUCGUGGCAGAACUGCUGGGGGUCGUGUCCGCAUCCCACUGGGAGAGAGGAGCCGGCCCUUCCAGGUCGAGCUGCUGGCACUGAUGGAUCUCCAAGGCUCGGCAAGUGUCGGUGUUGACAAUGUGACAUUCGAGCAGUGCUACCUCGACGUGGUGUCACCCAUGGCUGCGGAGCUGUCCUGCAACUUUGAGAKGGGCACAUGUGGCUGGUACCAGGAUCUGUCCAGUGACUUCAGAUGGGUCCGCAGCACRGGGCAGGGACAGGGCUCUGACCACACCACUGGCUCAGGCUACUUCUUGUCCAUCGACCCCUCUGUGCCGUGGAGCCGUGGGCAGCGGGCCCAGCUCCUCACAUCCCACCAGGAGCCAGCUGCUGCCCCACGCUGUCUCUCCUUCUGGUACCGCUUGGCUGGCCCACAAAUUGGGACUCUGAACCUCAAGCUGCRGCCAGAGGGAGGGGAGGAGAUGGUGCUGUGGACCUGCCGAGGAAGCCAGGGCAGCCUCUGGCACCGGGCAUGGGCCACACUGCCCGCCACGGGCCAGCAGCGGUACCAGGUGGCUUUCGAGGUGCUGCGGGACGGCUUCCUGGGGGACGUGGGGCUGGAUGACCUCGCGCUGACCGCUGGACCCUGCGGGGCCAAGCUCUCCUGCACUUUCGAGGCGGGGGACUGCGGCCUGGCAGCCACUGGGAAGGGCACCUGGCAGCGGCAGAGCAAUGGCACCGGCACCACCGCCGGCCCUGCAACCGACCACACCAUCGGCACCACCGCAGGCCACUACAUGGUGGUGAGCACAGACAGAAUCUCCCUGCCUGCAGGGCACACAGCUGCCCUCACCUCYCAGCCCUACCAGCCCACUGUGCCCACCCAGUGCCUGGUCUUCUGGUAUCAGCUGAGCACUAGCACCCCAGGCUCCCUCAGGGUGUUCGUGGAGCAGAGUGGGGUACGGAGGAAGGUGCUGACUGUGAGCACCAUGGAGGGGAGCAACUGGCACCGCAGCCACGUCACCAUCCAGCCCGAUGGGGACUGGCAGGUGGUGUUGGAGGCAUUUGGAGUUGGGGGUGACCACGGGUACAUCGCACUGGAUGACUUGCACGUGUUGGAUGGAGCCUGCCCCGGGCCAGCAUCCUGUGACUUCGAGCUGGACACGUGUGGCUGGAGCAGCCCCUCAGACCCGCGCUUGUACAGCUUUGCCUGGGGCUGGAAGAGUGGGAUCACCCUGGCCAAGUACCCCAGCCCCGAGCAGGAUCACACCCUGGGCACAAGGAAUGGUCACUACAUGCACUUCGACACCAGCGUGCUAGGUGCCAGGGGCACCAGUGCCCUACUGGAGAGCCCACCCCUGCCUGCGGCCACCGACUCCUGCCUGCGCUUCUGGUACCACAUGGACAUUCCGGAGCACCUCUCCAGYGGGGAGCUGCGGGUGACGCUGCACAGCGCAGUGGGGAAACGCACCGUAUGGACCAUGGCGGGGCACCGCAGCCAGGGCUGGCAGGGAGCCGUGGUGCCAGUACAGAGCCCCAGUGAGUUCCAGAUCAGCUUUGAGAUCACUACAAGGAGGUGGCCGAUGGAGGGGACGGUGGCACUGGAUGACAUCAUGUACAGCGCUGGGGUGGGCUGCCAUUCCAGCCCAGAGGGUCCAGUGGAAGAGAAAUCCUCUAGCAGCUUYGUGGUGGAGGUGGUGCUCAGUCUGCUCCUGGCCCUCAUCRUUGUGGCACUGGUGGUUGCUGGGGKCUGGUACUGGCUGAAGCAGCGAGGGCUGGCAAGCAGGACAGCAGCGGAGAGCAACAGUCCCCUGGGCUUUGACAAUAUCACCUUCCGAGAUGACAAGGUCAUUAUAUCUUCAAGAGAGGGGAAUGAGGCUUGAAAUUACCAGCCAGCAACAGGAAUUGCACAUUCCUGCCAGAUACAGACCAUCCCUUGACAAGAACCCACACUCCAGCAGUCACCUGCUCUCUGCCCCGGCACUGGGGAGCUGGCAAGCUGGGGAGCCAGCCCCACAGAGGGACACACCGCUGCCAUCACUACCUCCUAGUGUUYGGGAAAAGUGUAUUUGUCGUUUGUAACAUGAACUUUCUGUUUCCAAGACAGCAACGUGCCCAUGCUUUGGCAGGUGGCAGSAGUGGGAGUUCUCUUAGUGACUGUYCUUAUCCACAAAGGGUUCUGGCUGUGGAAGGGGGGUUGAAGUGUGGGGUCUUGGCCCCCAGAGCUGGGAAGAGCAGUGGGUGCUGCAGAGGACAUGAGUCUUCUCAUCAUCAGAACAAAGCCCAAGAGUUCCCAGGGC
Malurus melanocephalus (red-backed fairy wren) is the source of this 5644-nucleotide messenger RNA. RefSeq names its product MAM domain containing 4 (gene MAMDC4). Bases 1562 to 5227 code for a protein of 1221 amino acids. The transcript is spliced from 29 exons. The record is from RefSeq and is a predicted model, not a curated record. Gene Ontology annotation, cellular component: membrane. Gene Ontology annotation, molecular function: protein binding. Lineage: Eukaryota; Metazoa; Chordata; Aves; Passeriformes; Maluridae.